AUGGGCGGCUUCACUCAGUGGGCUAAAGGUGGAGGAAAGGGCGGCGGCGACCGCCAGGGUCGCGCCCCACAGCGAGGUGGUUACGGUCAAGGUGACCGCGGUACUGGCUCUGCGGCGGCCCCGCGGAGUGGCGCCCAGGCCAGCCAAGGCGGUCGCGGGGGCGACAAUGCAUCGCGCCGCGGUCGCAGAGGUGAGUCGGCCGCCGUGGAGCUCGAGCGGAAAGUCGUGAGGGCCCUUCGCCACGGGACCUUCGGCUUUUCCGGCCGCUUCGAGCUGGGCGGCUACCUCGCGAAGAGCGACUUGUGCAGUGCUCUUCGUUUCUCGCUCCAGGAGCUGUCAGAUGCUCUGGACGAAGACGCCCGCGGUCGCAAGACGCGGAUAGAUCAGUCGCGGUGGGGGUUCCUGCGCGCUUACCAAGGUCAUAGCUCCGAUUGCGGGCAUGACCUUGAGUACAUGAGCCCGGCGCUCACUGGGGCGCAGAUCGACGAGCUCGUGUCUCAGGCAGGUCAGUACGCCUACCACGGCACUGACUGCCAUCUCGCGGAGCAGAUAUGCUCGCGAGGGUUGCUUCCAGGAGGCGGCCCGGGAGGGCGCCUCGCGUGCCAUUUCGUCCUGGGCGACAUGCCCUCGCAAUGGUCGGAGCAACGAGGAUUCAGGAAGGGAUCCAAUGCGGUCGUGCAGGUUCACCUGCAGACCUUGCGCCGUGAUGGCGUGGCCCUCUGCAAAGGUGCUGGGGGCACGCUCUUGACCGGACCGGACCUCUACGCAGAGGCUGAGGCCGCGGUUGAGGAAGAAGAGCGUCGUGCCCGCCAGGCGGACGCUCCCGUCGCCGGCGGCGGUCAGCCGGGGCGCGUCGAGGAGUCCAAGCCGGAGGCCUCCGAGGAGGAGAGUCGCACUAGCUCUGCGGCUCGCGACGAGCGCGGAGCUAGCGCCGAGGUGGAGGAUCCCUCGCAGGGCUGGCGCCGAGCUCGAGAAGGCCGAAGAGCUUCUCGCGAAGGCCAAGAAUCCCUGUUCAAAGCAACUGACCUUCCGUUCGUUGGUAUCUAA
This is a messenger RNA of Symbiodinium sp. CCMP2592, 1047 nucleotides long. NCBI's taxonomy places the organism in Eukaryota, Dinophyceae, Suessiales, Symbiodiniaceae. The record is from the annotation of a GenBank genome assembly.